Adelges cooleyi (spruce gall adelgid) is the source of this 3027-nucleotide messenger RNA. Its product is annotated as acyl-CoA synthetase short-chain family member 3, mitochondrial. Lineage: Eukaryota; Metazoa; Arthropoda; Insecta; Hemiptera; Adelgidae. The coding region runs from base 592 to 2628 and encodes 678 amino acids. The transcript has 14 exons. The record is from RefSeq and is a predicted model, not a curated record.
AUACAGAUGAACAAGGUUGAUGAUACAGACACUAUAAAACAGUUACCAAACUGGGUUUCCAACACAUAGGACGAAAUUAAUAUUAUAAACGUAAUUAUUUAAUUAUUUAAACAUAAGUUUUAACUAAUGAAUGCAAUGCAUACAAAUUACAAUAGGUAUAGUAAACGGCGGUGUAAUAUGGUCUCAUCAAUGGUGUUCUAAGUACGGCGCAUAUGUACACACAUAUAUUGAUAUAUAUUAUUAUACAUACUGGAAUUAAUUUGCAUUUAAUUAAUAGUUGACGGAAAAUUUUCUCCACAAAAUGUUACCAUACAUUACACGAUAAAUGCUUUGACCACUGAACGUAAAUCUAUAUCGUACACGUUUUAAUUGUAAUUAAUUGAAAAAUGUCAGUGUUUUAGUGAAUUUUUUUUUGUUAUAGAAAAAUAGUGGUUAAAAACACGUUGUAUUUUUUAAAUUAUAUCGUCGAAUUGUUGUUUUUUUCCAAGGACUUUAUAAAGAAAAAAGUGAACUCUAAGUGUUAAUUUUGUUAACUAUUUUUUCUAUAAAUAAACUCUUAAAUUUAUAGUUUUGUUUUAUAUUGCUGGAACCAUGUCGAAUUCCGCAGAAUUUCUUUUAAAAAAUCAUUCUGCGGACAAAACUAUGAUUCUCAAUGAGAAUAAACAAGGCGAAGCUGAUAAAAACGGAAGAAAAAUCUGUAGAUCGAGUAAAUACGAAGAAGCCUACCGCCGAUCGUUAGAGGAUCCAGAAGGAUUUUGGGGUGAAGUCGGUUCUAUAGUGGAUUGGCAUAAACCUUGGGAUAAAGUUCUGGAUAACAGUGCCCAACCGUUAACCGAAUGGUUUGUUGGAGGGCAAAUAAACGCGUGUUACAAUGCAAUCGAUCGCCAUCUGAAAGCAGGAAAAGGAAAAAAAAUAGCGUUAAUUCACGAUAGUCCUGUAACGAAUUCAGUGAAGAAAAUCACAUACGAGGAACUCCACGAAAGUGUUUCGCUAUUGGCCGGUGCUCUAGCUGACUUAGGCGUGGUAAAAGGGGACCGUGUGCUAAUCUACAUGCCGCUCAUACCUGAAGCAAUCAUUUCUAUGUUAGCCACUGUCCGGCUUGGGGCUAUUCACUCAGUAGUGUUUGGAGGAUUUGCUGCCCGAGAAUUGUGCGCCCGAAUUAAUCACGCUGCUCCGAAAAUUAUAUUAGCUGCAAACUGUGGAAUCGAACCAAACAAAAUAGUAAAGUAUAAAGACAUACUUAAUGCAGCUCUAGAACGAGCGACAGAAAAACCCAAACAUUGCAUUAUAUACCAAAGACCUAAAAUGGAACCUUCUCCGCUGACUCCUGGCAUUGACUUGCUCUGGUCGGAAGCUUUGGCCAAAGCCAAACCCCACCCAUGUGUUCCCGUGGAAGCUAAUCAUCCAUUAUACAUACUGUACACGUCUGGCACUACCGAUAAGCCGAAAGGAAUAGUUAGACCAACUGGCGGCCAUAUUGCUACUUUAUGUUGGACUAUGCACUGCAUUUACGGUAUGUCGGGUGACGAUGUUUGGUGGACUGCUUCUGAUAUGGGUUGGGUAGUCGGCCAUUCGUAUAUAUGUUAUGGACCUCUGUGCGCUGGAUUGACUUCAGUAAUGUAUGAAGGCAAGCCGGAUCGAACACCUGAUCCGGGACAGUAUUUCAGAGUUAUUCAAGAUCACAAAGUAAACGGAUUAUUAACGGCGCCAACCGCUUUAAGAGUAAUCAAAAGAGAAGAUCCAGAAUUAGAGCAUAGCAGUAAAUACGACACUAAAUCCCUGAGAACUUUGUUUGUCGCGGGUGAACACUGUGACCACGAAACAUUGACGUGGUCAGGGAAAGCUUUGAAUGUUCCCGUACUGAACCAUUGGUGGCAAACCGAAACUGGUCAUUCUAUUACAGCUACUUGCAUUGGACUAGGCCAUAAUUUGAAGCCCCCCGUAUUUUCAGCAGGCAUGCCGUUUCCCGGCUAUGACGUGAGAAUCUUAAGAAAAGACGGUAGUCAAUGUAAGUUUUUAGAGUUGGGCCGCAUUGUUGUCAAGUUACCGUUGCCACCUGGAGUCAUGUCAUGUCUAUACAGAGCACCGGAAAGAUUUAUCAACACAUAUUUCAACAACUACAUUGGAUAUUACGACACGAUGGAUGCAGGUUAUGCCGAUGCCAAUGGUUACAUAUACGUUACGGCCAGGGACGACGAUGUGAUCAAUGUCGCCGGACAUAGGCUUUCCACGUCUGCUUUAGAGGAUGUCAUCCUAUCCCAUCCGGAUGUGGGCGAUGCUGCUGUGUUCGGCGUGCCAGAGACCACAAAGGGAGAGAUACCGUUGUGUUUGUACAUUAAGAAUAAAAAUUGCAGUAGAAAAGAAGAAGAAAUUAACAAUGAAAUUGUGCAAAACGUCAGAGACCUGAUCGGCCCUAUCGCGUCGUUUCAAUUAUGCGCGCCCGUGCCAGGUUUGCCGAGGACUCGAUCGGGCAAAACGGCCAGGAAAUCUUUAGCCAAUUUGGCCAGUGGCAAACUUGUAGUCAUUUCAAGUACAAUCGAAGAUCCAUCUGUGUAUGUAGACAUUAAGAAAGUUUUACAAUCGAUGGGCUACGCGAAAGAUGCUCCCGAUCCGGAAUUGGCCAAAUAACCGCGCGCCGACUUUUCAUACAAUCCCCAAUUAUACUAUUUUAUAAUUAUUAUUAUUUGAUCGUUAAAAACAAGACAACAGUGUAGAACUAUUUUAAUUUCGCUUGUAUUUACGCAAACGCCACCGCGAACCGGUAAUAAAAUAAAAAUUAAACACACGCACACACACACUCAAAUAUGUAUAAUAUAAUAUAUAGGUACAUAAUAUUAGUUUUAACAGCUAAAUUAUAAAAAUAGCCUUUUUUUUUAGUUUUUAUUGUAUCAAUUAAUGAAUUGAAUAUUUUAAUGUAUAAUAGUAAAAGACGUGUAAACAAAGCCUAAAUAAAUUCUAACAUAUCAAUAAUUGAAUAAGGUUUAUAAUAAAUACAAUUUGAAACGUUGCGUUGCCGACUUUGGCAAA